ACAGCGCUCUUUUCAGCAGAAUACAUCUCAGCAUUUACGGAAUUGUUAUAUCUUUCUUUUCAUAAAAAAACGUUGACUGAAGGAUCAUCACCUGUUGCUAUAAAAAAUGCAAUAAAAUUGUAAAAUAACAGGAAGAGAUGUACAAAGCGCAUUUGUCGACGAGAAAUUUUUUUUUUCACGGCACGGUUGUGUUGUAACGGUCAGAUAUUGAUUAGUGAACAAGCAAGACAUUUUUUAGGCUUCACCACACCCCUUGAGGGGGUUCACACUGAAUAUACUCUGUUCCCUACUCUGCGUACGUCGUACAGGUGUAAGGAGGAAAAAAAACGAAGGAAAUGAAGUCGCAAUCUUCGGAAACAUCGAAGUUGUCGCGCAGUUAGCUCGAAAACUAAAGAAACUUUUUCGCGUUCCGCGCGCGAUCAAGUCAAUUGCAUUCGACCUGACGAUUUCUCGCGGAGGAACAGCAGAAUGGACUUAAAUGAGGAGGACGAGAGCGGCAACGAUGGUGGCAGGCAGCUAUUUUUGGUCGGCGCUCCACGCGAUCCGCUUGUGUCAGCCGGUGCGAUCGUGGCUUCGGCCGCCGGUGUGUCCGACGACAUCAACCAGAGCGACGAUCUGCAGUCGACUGCCUUGGCCGGUCUGAUCGGCGCCGCGCAAUCCACCUCGGUUUGCUUCCCGACGAAAUUCACGUACGACUUUUCGGCCAGCCCGGAAAACGAGGAGAGGCCGUCCUGCGUCAUCGGCAAGAGGAAGCAGCGCAGAUACCGCACCACAUUUUCCAAUUUCCAGCUGGAGGAGUUGGAGCGCGCCUUUCAGAAGACGCACUAUCCCGACGUGUUCUUCCGGGAGGAGCUCGCAGUUCGUAUUCAGUUGACGGAAGCUAGAGUGCAAGUGUGGUUCCAGAACAGGAGAGCGAAAUGGCGCAAGCAGGAGAAGCAGUGUAAGAUCGCGACUCACAUGACGUCGCAUUUACCGCCUACGGAUUGCCAGGAGGUGCAGCAGCAACACCAAUCGCAACAGUCCGAUCACUUGCUACUGGAGUCACCGUGCAGUCCGCCUCCGAUAUACCUCGGCAUGGAAUGGGCGGGUUUUUCUCCUUACAACAACGCGGACAGCGCGUCGUCCCUUAUUGUGAGCAACAUGAGCAAGCCGCCAGAAGCAGAAGCCGAUAAUAACCCGCUGCUCGACCCGGAAUUACUGCAACUAAAACCUCCACGUUCCUAAUAAUAUUAAGAAUAUACAUAAGAAGACAAUAUAGAUAACAUUAUUCGAUAUGAAUAACACGCUUCCUGAGAAGUUUCUGCGCUAUUUGUUACUUGCAAUUAUUGUAAUCGCGAAUGCAUCCAAGAUGCACUUUCCGAUUGUUCAAGAGUUUUUAGACUGUUGCGUCGGAUUAUAUUGAAUUACACUUAAAAAAUAAGAAUUUUAAAGCAUGAAGAUGUAUAUCGUAUUGUUUAAAGAUACGCCACGCAGAGCCUUACUAUUUAUUAGAAGAAUCACACUGCGAUCACUCUUGGACUAAGAAUGGUGUUAUAUAUAUAGAUUUAUAUAUAUAUAUAUACAUAUAUAUAUAUAGAUUUUGUAAGAUAUAGAUAUAUAGAUAUAUAUAUGUAGAUACCGAAUUGUUCUAUUUCGGGCGAGUUAAGUAGAUCCUACGAAAGGAAGCAAUAAAUUUGUAUUACGUAUAAUAAAUUACUCUCUAUGCAAGAUGUGUUAUUCCAAAUAUAAAAUAGUAACAUCAUCUUUAUUCAGUGUGCAUAUAUUACAAGUCAGUAAAUUAAUUAAGAUAUUUAUUAAUCGAUUGAUCCUAGGAGCAAAUAAGCGAGCUAAGAUGCACUUCCCGAUUUUUCAAGCGCUGUGAUAAAUUCGCUUCGUGGGCCCUCACUGAGCAUUUCUCUUUUUCCUAUUUGAAGAAUUCGUUGAAGCGAAUUGUGUAAUUGAUAAUUGCCGAUCAUUUUCAACAAUUUUCAACGAAAUGUUCGAGGCGCAUCUCGAGUGAAAUAAAUUAGUGACAGAUGUUAAGAGGCUACGCGAUA
Messenger RNA from Linepithema humile (Argentine ant), 2036 nucleotides. RefSeq names its product homeobox protein ARX-like. Gene Ontology annotation, biological process: regulation of transcription by RNA polymerase II. The record is from RefSeq and is a predicted model, not a curated record. Gene Ontology annotation, molecular function: RNA polymerase II transcription regulatory region sequence-specific DNA binding; DNA-binding transcription factor activity, RNA polymerase II-specific. Lineage: Eukaryota; Metazoa; Arthropoda; Insecta; Hymenoptera; Formicidae.